This is a messenger RNA of Penicillium argentinense, 1272 nucleotides long. RefSeq names its product adenylosuccinate synthase ADE12 (gene adB). Gene Ontology annotation, cellular component: cytoplasm. NCBI's taxonomy places the organism in Eukaryota, Fungi, Ascomycota, Eurotiomycetes, Eurotiales, Aspergillaceae. The transcript is spliced from 4 exons. Gene Ontology annotation, molecular function: adenylosuccinate synthase activity; GTP binding. Bases 1 to 1272 code for a protein of 423 amino acids. The record is from RefSeq and is a predicted model, not a curated record. Gene Ontology annotation, biological process: 'de novo' AMP biosynthetic process; IMP metabolic process.
AUGGUCUCGAUUGUUUUAGGAAGUCAAUGGGGUGAUGAAGGAAAGGGGAAGAUUACCGACAUGCUGUCGCAGCAGGCGACUCUCUGCUGCCGUGCCGCUGGUGGUCACAACGCCGGGCACACCAUCGUCCACGAGAACGUCACCUACGAUUUCCACAUCCUGCCCUCCGGUCUGGUCUCGCCCUCAUGUAUCAACCUGAUCGGCGCCGGCACCGUCUUCCACGUCCCCAGCUUCUUCAAGGAACUCGCUCAGCUUGAGACUAAGGGCUUGACCUCUGCCGGCAAGCGCAUCUUCAUCUCCGACCGCGCGCACGUCUGCUUCGAUCUGCACUCCGUUGUCGAUGGUCUGGAGGAGGCCGGUCUCGGUGGUCGCAAGGUCGGCACCACUGGUAAGGGUAUUGGACCCUGCUACAGUGACAAGGCCGCGCGCCGUGGUGUGCGUGUUGGCGAGGUUCUGGAUGAGGCUACAUUCGAGCGUAAGCUGCGCACACUUGACACUGCGUACCGCGCUCGUUUCGGCGACAUCAACUAUGAUGUUGAGGAGGAGAUUGCCCGCUUCAAGGAAUACCGCGCCAAGCUGAAGCCCUUUAUCGUCGACCAACUCGAGUUCCUGCAAGAGCACAAAAACUCCCCCAACACCCUUGUCGAGGGUGCCAACGCUCUCAUGCUGGACCUCGACCACGGCACAUACCCCUUCGUCACCUCCUCCUCCACCGGCCUGGGCGGUGCCGUGCAAGCGCUCGCCCUCAACCCGAGCAGCAUCAAGUCGGUUAUCGGUGUCCUGAAGGCGUACACCACCCGUGUGGGCUCCGGUCCCUUCCCUAGCGAGCAGCUCAACGCCGACGGCGAGAAGCUGCAGAGCGUUGGCCGUGAGUUCGGCGUGACCACUGGCCGUCGCCGUCGUUGUGGCUGGCUCGACCUGGUUCUCGCCCGCUACUCCCACGCUAUUAACCACUACACCGCGCUGAACCUCACCAAGCUCGAUGUCCUGGAUGACUUUGAUGAGAUCAAGGUCGGUGUUGCGUACGUCCUGCCCUGCGGUAAGCGUACCACUUGCUCUUUCCCCGCCGACCCCAAUGUCGCCGAGAAGAUCCAGGUUGAGUAUGUCACCCUUCCCGGCUGGAAGACCAACACCAUGGGUGUCACCCGCUAUGAGGAUCUGCCUCCCAAUGCCCGCGCUUACAUCGAGUUCAUCGAGCGCGAAAUCGGUGGUGUUCCUGUCAAGUGGAUCGGUACCGGCCCUGCUCGGGAACACAUGAUUGCCCGCGAAUAG